AUGUUAUUAUAUUUUCCUAUCAUUAUUCAAAUAUUUAGUAUAACUGCCACUUUAUCAAAUGAAAAUGUUUUAUAUGAAAAUCGAUGCAAACUAAAGGUUAUUAAGAGCGGGGCGAGUGUAAACCGCAAGAUUUUUUUCGUGGCGAGACCCAGUUUUGCUAAAAAUUCUACUUUGCACCGCCUUUUCCUCUGAAAAAAUAACAAAAAAUUGAAAAAUAACCAAGUUUGCUCUAUCGCACACUUGUGUGUAGUUCUCUCGGAGUUCUCAAAAUUUUUAUUUUUUUCAGAAUUGCCUUGUGAUCGCAAAAUACAAUAUAGAUCCUGGAGAUAAGAUUGUAUUAACUCGAAUUGUUCAAAUAGACUAUGAUUAUUCAAAAUUCAGUUUGGAAAAAUGUGAAAAUAAUCUGGAAGCUAGAGAAAUCCGAUGUAUAGUCCAAUCGCAAGAUCCAACAUCUGAAAUAGUUCAAAUGCUUAAUCAUGAGAUGAAAAUUCGAAGGAAUAAGAGAGAAAAUGAAGAAAGUAGUUCUAUAUACCUGAAUAAUGAAUGUCGAGGGAAAAAAGGAAUUAUUUGUAAAACAUUGAUAAGUUAUGAUAAAUCGAUCAAUAUAACAUCGAUAAAUUCCACUCAAGAAUCAGAAAUAAAACUACCAAAUUCAACAAAUAUUUAUUGUCAAAUUCAAAAAUCCAAAACAAUCUGCCUAUGUUUUCAUAACGAUGAUAGUUGUAGUAAUUUGGACAGAAUAUUUGAAGAAAUUUAUAUGUUGGAUCGACAGGAAAAUCAGGAUUUCGAUGGUUUUGCAGAGAAUUCAUCAGACAUUUCGAUUCUUCCAAAACUAUUAGAUCAAUUGGACAAUUUUCGAAAGAGUUUUCCAAAAAUCAAAACUAAAAAGGGAUAUGGUUGUAGAAAGCAGAAUGAAAAUGGUGUUGAAGAAUAUUGCGCAUUUGAAAUGAGUUUUUCAAGAAAAUGUGAUAGUUAUAAAUUGGGAGCAAUUAAAGCUUUUAAAGAUAAAGGGAUUAAUGAAAAAUCACUCAUAUACAAGGUAAGAUUUGGAUUUUUAAUUAAAUUAAUUUUUAAAAAUUUCACAUUUUCUAGGAUACUCGAGGUGUAAUUGGGUUGAAAGCUUAUUUCGGAUCAACAAAACCAGAAAAUAUGAAAGAUCCAUCAAUAAUUCUGAUUUGUCAAUUGGAUGCUUGUCGAGAUGUUCCAUCGGAUGUUUUGGUUUAUCGAAUUAUUGUAAGCCUCCAGUUUUCGUUUCAUUUUUUCGAAAUUUUAAAAAUUUCAGGAUGGUUUGAGAGAACAAAUAGAUUCCAACGAGUUAUUCGUUCAAUACAAUCCAAAACUUGAAGAAACGAAAAAAUUUUGUUUUUGUGCGAUGAAAGCCUUUCAAACCGGACUAUUUUCAAGUGACAUGAAAAGUCAUGAUGAAAAAUUCAUAAAAUCAUAUUUACUUCUCGAAAAAUUACAUGGAUAUAUGGAUUUGAGUAUUACUUCGAUUUUGACUUUGAUUUUUAUUGGAAUGAUUAUUGCGAUUAUUGUGCUAGGAUGUAUUUCGAGUAAGUUACAGAUACCGCACUUCAUUUUCAAAUUUGUUUUUUUUUCAGAAACAAAACAAGUUGCUCCACUAAGUAUUGAACAUAUGGAAAAAGGUCGAUCUCGAAUUGCAACUUGUAGAUCACAAAUAUCGAAUAUUCAAAAUGCAUCAAAAAAUAGUGCAAUUUCUCGAGAUAAGAGAGAACUUGGUAUUUCUAAUAAUGUUUAG
This is a messenger RNA of Caenorhabditis angaria, 1759 nucleotides long. NCBI's taxonomy places the organism in Eukaryota, Metazoa, Nematoda, Chromadorea, Rhabditida, Rhabditidae. The record is from the annotation of a GenBank genome assembly.